GUGGUGCGUAGCUAAAUUUCGGCGUUUCACGAAAGCGUCUUAAUUCACGUUGUAUCCUACGUUACGACGUAACUUUACGUCACCUUGGAGGUGACGUAAAAUUACGUCCUAACGUUAAUUUUCAAAGAUGGCAGCGUUCAUGAUAGUCACAGACGAACAGGUGCGUCGAAAUUUACGCAGACAGCGCGUGUUCCGGGACAGGCAGAAUCCACUUGAUGCUUAUGACGACAUCGAUAUUAUCCAUCGUUACCGAUUAGACAGAAUGACCAUCAUUAGUAUCAUUGACAUAGUUCAAGAUCGUCUAGAGAGACUAACAAAAAGAUCUGCGAGUCUUCCAGCCUCAUUGCAAGUGUUUGCUACAUUAAGAUUCCUUGCUUCCGGCUCCCAGCAGAGAGUGUUUGGAGACACUAUGGGAAUUUCCAAGUCAUCUGUUUGCAGGUCUAUAGACGAUGUUAUCAAUAUCUUGUGUCGGACAAUGAACAACAUCAAGUUUCCGACUGGUGAUGCUGAGACAACAAGGACGAAGGUUGGUUUCCAUGCAAUCGCUGGUUUCCCUAAUGUCCUUGGCGCCAUCGACGGGACUCACAUACCCAUCACGGCACCUACAACAGAUGAACAUUUGUACGUCUGCAGAAAAGGAUAUCAUUCUAUCAACGUCCAGGCCAUAGCUGAUUGUGAUAUGAAAUUUCUGAGCAUUGUUAGUAAAUGGCCAGGAUCAACGCAUGAUGCAUUUAUAUGGGCCAAUUGUUCGAUUGCACAGAAAUUUGAGAAUGGGCAAAUGAAUGGGUGGAUCUUGGGCGAUUCUGGGUACCCUUUAAGACCAUGGCUACUGACACCAGUUGGUAAUCCAACUUCCCGAGGAGAAGAGCGGUAUAAUGGAUCUCACAGGAGAACUCGUGUGGUAGUUGAACAGGCCUUUGGAGUGCUGAAAUCUCGCUUCAGGUGUCUCCACAAAACAGGCGGAGCUCUUGAGUACACACCAGCAAAAUGCUGCAAGAUUGUAUAUGUAUGUUGUCAACUCCAUAAUAUCUGUAUUGAUAAACGGAUUCCCGUAUUUGAGGAACCUGAAGAAGCAUUAGUUGAAGCUCAAGACGAGGUAACUUACCAGGGCCCUGUCAAUGACGGCAAAACAACCAGAGAGCAAUUGAUAAGACAGCGAUUUGCAUAGAAAUACCCAUACGUUUUGGUUGGUUGAAGUUGCUUCUCUGGAGCCUCCGGAAGUGUUGGGGUAGCGGUAGCGGCUUGUUCACUGGAGGAUGGACCUGGGGAUUGCCGUGGUGUUGGGA
Molecule: messenger RNA, 1286 nt
Organism: Saccostrea cuccullata (small rock oyster)
Lineage: Eukaryota; Metazoa; Mollusca; Bivalvia; Ostreida; Ostreidae
Product: putative nuclease HARBI1
Exons: 5
Coding region: 128-1168 (346 amino acids)
Source: RefSeq, a predicted model, not a curated record